AGUUAAAUUAAUCAAGAAAGAGAAACCCCUAAUAUAUAAACACUCCCAUUUUCUCUCACAAACCCACAACACUCGCACCAUCAUGGCUUUCUCCACUAGAUCAAGAUUCUUCUUCUUCUUGUUCUUAACACUUAUUCUUUUCUCCACUCAAAGCAAUGCAAGAGACAGCUACUCAUUUGGUAAGUUCCAUAGAGAGUACCCCAAAGAACAAAACCCCAACAAUCUCCAAACCAACGAGACGAGCGAGCAAGACGACCAGAACCCUCCCUUUAUGCCCGAGACCGAAAACGGAUAUGGCUUGUACGGUCAAGAGACGACCCACAACAACAAUGAAGAUCAGUUUAAGAACAACAAAUACGACGAGAACGUUAACUACGACGACUCAUUCUCAACCCCAAGCCUAAGCCAAACCCAAGAAUCUUACAAGAACUAUGGAGAUAACUAUCCUAAGACGACCGAGAGUUACAACGAAAACAACAAGGACUCGAGCUACUACGAGAACUCCAACGGUUACGGGCCGGAGAAGAGAGAGGAGGGGUACAAGGGCUAUAACGUGGAGAGACAAGGGAUGAGCGAUAAGAGCUACUACGAAAACUCCAAUGCUUACAGGCCGGAGAAGAGAGAGGAGGCGUACAAGGGUUAUGAAAACAACGUGGAGAGACAAGGAAUGAGCGAUACGAGGUUCAUGGCCAAUGGUAAGUACUUCUAUGACCUUGACGACGACAGAAACCACGGCCGUUUCUACCAGAAGCAUUUCUACAACUACAAUCCCACCAAUUACAACGAGGACUCCAGCUUCAAGAAUCCAUACAGUUCUAAAAACAUGGUGAACGGAAAGUCCGAGAUGUUUGGCGAAGAGCAAGGAGAUCAGUUCACUCCAUGAUCACGCGGAGAACAAAUCAUAUUAAAUAUUUUAAAAUUUGUUUUCUAAACUAAUAUUAAAGUUACGAUGGUUGGUUUAUACGUGAAACUAUUAAUCGUUUGCAUAUAAAGUUUGAAGAAUAAAUAUGUAAUGCUUUUUAUGUUAA
Raphanus sativus (radish) is the source of this 1028-nucleotide messenger RNA. RefSeq names its product protein E6. Bases 83 to 883 code for a protein of 266 amino acids. Lineage: Eukaryota; Viridiplantae; Streptophyta; Magnoliopsida; Brassicales; Brassicaceae. The record is from RefSeq and is a predicted model, not a curated record. The transcript has a single exon.